Aspergillus tubingensis is the source of this 1806-nucleotide messenger RNA. Its product is annotated as Hsp70 family protein. The transcript is spliced from 9 exons. Lineage: Eukaryota; Fungi; Ascomycota; Eurotiomycetes; Eurotiales; Aspergillaceae. Bases 1 to 1806 code for a protein of 601 amino acids. The record is from RefSeq and is a predicted model, not a curated record.
AUGAGCGACAAAGAAGCCCUUGGUCCACCAACAAAAAGCGCACUGCACAGUGAGGAAUGGCAUCCCAACAUCGUAGUGGGUGUCGACUUCGGAAUGACACACACAGGUGUCGCAUACUCAUACGGGCCAGAAUGGCCACCUCCCAAAACCAUCCAGCGAUGGCCGGGCAAGCUACCUGGCGAGCUGGCCAAUAAGGUUCCUACCUGCAUUACUUAUAGCUCUGACUCCAAGUCAGUCAGCCACUGGGGGUUCCAAUGUGACAUCGAUAAUUCCGAAGCAGAGACCAAAGAGUUCUUCAAGCUUCAUCUCGCGCCUCAGUAUGCGCGAGAUGGGGGCCCAAGCCUGACAGAGGCCCAGAAAUGGUUCCAGGACUAUAUUCAGUGCAUCUAUCGGCAUGUGGUGUCCUACUUUGAGACCACUAUCCCACAGUUUGUCAUGCAACGUGUCGAGUUUAUUUUCAGUGUUCCGACUACGUGGAAGGAUGUGCGCAUGGUAGAAGAAAUUCGGAGACUGUUAAUGCAGGUGAUUGACGCACGAAAUCCCAAUCACCGUGCUUGCAUCGGCCUUACGGAAGCAGAGGCCGCAGCUGUUUAUGCAGGGAACGAGCAUUACGGAAGAGAUGAUACAAUCUUGGUUUGCGACUCGGGUGGAGGAACGACAGAUGUAAAUGUCCUCAAGCUUCUAUCAGCGCAGGGCGAGCCUACGCAACUGGCACAGCUUGGUCAUGUCGAAGGACACCCUAUCGGCUCGGUCUUCAUUGACAGAGAAAUACAUCGUCUAAUGUGCAAGCGACUUGAAGUUAUCAAGCAGCACUUGAACUCAUCACCAAAUACGACGGCGUGGAGAAUGACAUUCGGACGAUUUCAGCGAUACAAAUGUGCUUUCGGAACCGAAGCCACGGUCACGCCUUGGCUCAAGCUGGAUGUGCCGGGAUUAGACCCCAACCUUGACUUCCCGGAGGUGGGGAUAUUCAAUGGACAGAUGCAGAUUGCAUGGGAAGACAUUCAGAAAUCCUUCGACUCGAAGGUAGAAGGUAUAUUCCAGCUUAUAGACGCACAUAUCCAGCAACUGCAAGCCCAAGGCUCUAACGACGACAUUAAAUACCUGGUGCUAUCCGGCGGGCUGGGUAGCUCCCCGUAUGUGAGACAACGCCUCCAGGAGAGAUACAAUAGCUGUAACAAGGCUACUCAAACUGGAGGGAUGCAAGUGCUCAUGGCUGAUGAACCGCAACUAGUUGUUGUCCAUGGCUUAGUUAUGGACCGCAUUCAACAGCUCAAGCGCGGCAUCCUGACAUUCGGCUUCCGAUGUGCACCAGUAAGUUACGGAAUAAUAUGCCACAAGGUUUACAAUCGUGACAUCCAUGUCGGAGAGCGAGUCCAGAUGGACGUUCGCGAUAAACGUCUGUAUGCCCUUGAUCAGAUUGACUGGCUCGUGGUCAAGGGGCGUCCAAUUCCACCUACCGGGGUAACAAAAGAGUUUCAUCUGAGGACCGACGUUGGUUUGGAAGCCGGAAUCCAUAACGUUGAGAUUGUCAUGUCGACCGAGUUACCGGCGAGGCUCCCACGCAGCCUAUGUCAUGAAGGGUGGCAAACAGUUUGCAACCUCGACAUCGCAACCGACAACGUGGAUAAGAAAUUGAAGAAUCGCCAUUGGUACAGCUCGAAGCCUGCUUUCUGGCGGACCUCGUUUGAGGUGAGGGUGGUUGUUGGACCCGCAGAUCUCACGUUCCAGUUGUGGUCUAGGGGAGAAAGAAUCCGGAGCAAGCAUGAGCCAAUUUCGGUGCAUUGGAUGCCGGCGGAGAAAUAG